AUGUGGAUAAAGGUCCCUACAAGCCAGAUGAUGGAUACAGAAGACACUCAAAAUGUAACGGAACUAGCUCUAGCUUUAGCCAAGAAUGCCAUCGCUGCUGCUAUCAAGUCCAUGGAAGAAGCCGAAAACCCCAUCAAAAAUAUCGACUGGAUCACACAGGGUGAAUUCACAGAAGAAAGGGGCCGUAAACAAAUUGAGAAAUUCAUUUCGAACUGGGAGUAUCAACGCCACUGGGUGCACUACACAGAGUUUUUAAAGACGGAAGAUGUGAUUCACGGCCGCCACUACAUCUACCAUGUACACUGGAGCAUCCCAACUGCUCGGAGACCCAUAGCACGAACCACUGCCAGUGUCUACUUCACCAUCAAGAUCAACACAAACAAACCUCCGGAUACACCCAUUGAUGUCUCUUACGUCUUUGAGAGCCAUUCAUUGGUUCACAGACCAGGAACGACUCACUUUCAAGAAAAAUGCCUGAGGGACAUUAUUGAAGCCAAAUAUAUUUUAAUGAAUUCAAAUAUCUUCCAAUUCAACCGUGUCAGAAUCUUCCAGAAUAUUUAGGGAUAGAUUUCUCAUCGGAGUGUGUUAAAAAUACGAUACUGCACAUCAAACCACAGAAUAUUUAUUGAAUAAUAAACUUGUGGCACACAAUCCAGCUGCAUUGGUUUUCUUUGCAUUCAUUCAUUUUCCAGUUGGCAACUUCCAUCACAUUAGCAGAGUAACCAGUAAGUUGUCUUCUGUUUUCUAAAAGGUUUUUCCCAUCACUAUCUGCAUCACUCAGAGUCUUACAGGUACAAAAGCUGAGUUUAGGGAGUUGCUAAAAUUCACCUGUCAGACCAAACUGAGAUUGGCUGCUUGUUCCCCCAUUUGAGCCUAAGUCUCUAGCCUGGACACACCUCUUUCAUGGGCACAACUAGGGAACAGAAAAAUGGCAACAGUUCUACAGCUCAUAAUAUAACCAGUCUGAAGGGUUUCCCUACUCACAGACCCCUUUAUUUACUGCAAGUUAAGCCUCACUGUUAAACAAUACAUUCUGAAACUAUGAAACUGGGCGUGAUGCCUAACACAACACAGCAUCACAACUGUGACGGCACCAGGGUGGCUUGAGGAUUGGGUGCAAUGAAACAGGGAAGGUUCAAUCGCCACCCUUACUAUUUCCUGUCUUCUUCCCAUCCUCACACCAGAUCGUUCCUACCAUCCCCGUGAGGCUGUCUUGCCUGGCUGCAAGGUUUUAAAACACCAAAGACAAAAUUAUGAGUGAUUACUUACAGGUACAUCAGUAUAUGUAUUUACGUACCCAAGCACUGGAAGGGAACACAGAAUACUAAAGACAAUUGAUGGGGUAAGACUGUGGGUAAUUUUUCUUUCUUCUUCUUUUUUAACUGUUGCAUUUGUGCAAAUUAAAAAGGAGGGAAAGGGCUUCCCUGGUGGAGCAGUGGUUGAGAGUCCACCUGCCAAUGCAGGGGACGCGGGUUCGUGCCCCGGUCCGGGAAGAUCCCACGUGCCGCGGAGCGGCUGGGCCCGUGAGCCAUGGCCGCUGAGCCUGUGCGUCCGGAGCCUGUGCUCCGCAGCGGAAGAGGCCACAGCAGUGAGAGGCCCGCGUACCACAAAAAAACAAACAAACAAAAAAAAAGGAGGGAAAAUCUAAUCAGAGCAACAGGUGAGGAGGGGGGAAACUAGGUAAGUCUCCUUGGAGAACAAAAAAGUAUAUUUCAAAUACAAUAGCCCUCCCAUUUGAUUUAUGGCUCAGGUGACUAAAACACAGUUUGAAGCAGUAACUUUAAUAGGCUGAAAAUAAAAUACUUUUAGCCCUUUUAUUCUUCCCUCCUCUUUCCCAAAGAACAUGCUACUGAAGCUAUUCUUUGGCAGAUCUUUCCUGAAAAAACCUUGAUGAAAGAUAUGAUAAAGUUCUGAAAUAAAUUAAUAUAUUUUCCUUCAUUUACUCAACAAGCACUUGUUGAGUAUCUACUCUGUGGAGGAGACAGGAGAAUCCAAUGAAAAUCCACAAUAUUCAUAUAUCACAAAAUUGCUGCAUUUAAACUACCUUGCCUACUGAAUGAAAAUCAGAGGACAAACCCAUUCAGUCUCUAGGAACCAGUAACAAAAAGUAAUGUUCUUAGAGAACAAAAUUUUUAUUUUUAAAAAUUUUUUUGGCCACCUGCACAGCUUAUGGGAUCUUAGUUCCCCGACCAGGGAUUGAACCCGGGCCCUCGGCAGUGGAAAACGCCGAGUCCUAACCACUGGACCACCAGGGAAUUCCUGAGAACAAAAUUUUUAAAUGGGGAAUAUAAAUUUAGGUUUUAUUACACAGGGAAGUGGAUGGACUAUGACUCACAAAUUUGGGACCUAGUUUCCUUUUAACUUUUGGAAAUAAUACAUUUAUUAGGCUAGGCAACAAUGAUGAUAAAUCGAAAUCACUUCAAAUUCAGGGAUCAUAAAUGUUGCUACAUGCCAACUGGCUGUUUGGUUCAUUAAUUGUGGGUUAAAGUUAGACAUUUUCCUAGAACAUAUGUUAAGUAGUAAAAAUUUUAUCUAUACUUUGAUAAAAUAUAUAAAGUAUAUUCUCACUGC
Molecule: messenger RNA, 2571 nt
Organism: Physeter macrocephalus (sperm whale)
Lineage: Eukaryota; Metazoa; Chordata; Mammalia; Artiodactyla; Physeteridae
Gene: AKAP14
Product: A-kinase anchoring protein 14
Exons: 5
Coding region: 1-561 (186 amino acids)
Cellular component (GO): cAMP-dependent protein kinase complex
Molecular function (GO): protein kinase A regulatory subunit binding
Source: RefSeq, a predicted model, not a curated record